This is a messenger RNA of Coccomyxa subellipsoidea C-169, 1788 nucleotides long. Its product is annotated as mitochondrial carrier. Gene Ontology annotation, molecular function: calcium ion binding. The record is from RefSeq and is a predicted model, not a curated record. The transcript has 12 exons. Gene Ontology annotation, biological process: transmembrane transport. The coding region runs from base 1 to 1452 and encodes 483 amino acids. NCBI's taxonomy places the organism in Eukaryota, Viridiplantae, Chlorophyta, Trebouxiophyceae, Coccomyxaceae.
AUGUCCAGCAACAUUGCAAUGGAUUUGAGCAUGGUCCCGGGAACGCCAUCCGCGACCUGGGCCACGGACCUAAGGCUGCGCCAGACUUUCGAUGAGAUUGAUGAAGGGCACAAGGGCUUCCUAGAGGAGGGGGACCUUCGGCAGUAUGCACAGCAGCACGGCCUCCCCACAGAAUACAUCCCAGCCUUCAUGCAGUCUGCGCUACGAGGAGGCCACACAUACCUCAGCUUUGAUCGCUUCCGGCAGUACAUAAGCGGGCGGGAGAGCAGCCUGAAGAGGACGUUUGACAGGCUGGACGCUGACGGGGAUGGCAGGCUGACAGCAGAGGAGGCAGUGGAGGCGUUGUUACAGCAUGCACUGGAGCCCACAGGAGUGCGCCGCAGGCAGCAGAGCGGGCGCAGCAUGAGCUUCUCGGAUUUCCGGCAGCUGUUUCUGCUACUGCCGCAGACCGACAUGCUUGUCGAUUACUGGCUGCGCGCCGCGUGCCCCGGCGCAUGUGAUAUCGGCGGAGGCGUGGUCAUGCAUGACGGGAACGCCUCCGCGCGGGGAUCUCCCUGGGGUCAUCUCAUGGCGGGGGCAGCUGCUGGUGCGCUCUCUCGAACGGCCGUCGCGCCGCUUGAGACACUCCGGCUCCAGGCCAUGGUCGGGCAGAGCAAGGCGCCAAAUUUGAUGGCAGCGGCGCGGGGCAUUGUGGCAAGCAGCGGCGUGGCCGGCCUCUACAGGGGCAACCUGGUCAAUGUUUUGCGCUCCGCGCCUCAGAAAUCCCUCGACUUCUUUGCCUUUGACAUGUUCAAGGGCCUGCUGCGCGCGAAGGGCGCUCGGACACCGCUGCCGGUGUUUGCGGCGGCCGGCAUGGCGGGAGCGGCCAGCAGCGCUUUAUUGUAUCCGCUGGAAGUUGUGCGCAGCCGCAUCACCUGCGACACAUUGGGGCUCUAUGGAGGGACGGGGCAUACGCUGAGGAGGAUAGUGCGGGAGGAGGGAUUUGGUGCGCUGUACCGGGGGAUUGGGCCGAGCGUGGCUGCCAUUAUCCCGGAAGCUGCUAUCACCUACGGCCUGUUUGAUACGCUGAAGCGGGGCUACGCGCGCGUUGGCGGCCGGGGUGAGGCGGGCGUGCUGCCGUCAAUAUCGUUUGGCGUGGUGUCUGCGUUCGUGGGCCAGCUUGUGGCGUUCCCUCUCGAGACCGUCUCCCGCCGCAUGCAGGUGGGCGGGUGCAGCAGCGAGGCUCUGGGGUUCCUGCCAACGCUGCGAGACAUAGUGCGCAAGGAUGGCGCUCUUGCUCUGUACAAGGGCGUUGGCGCGGCGUCGCUGCGAGUGAUUCCGAUGGCUGUGGUGUCGUUUGGCACGUAUGAGGCGGUGCGGCUUUGGCUGACCGCCCUGGAAGAGCACUUGCGACAGCACAGAUCGGCCGACGGCAUGCAAGAAUCCCAGCCUGUGUGUGUCAGCAACAAGUAAGCUGUGAGGCAUGCUUUAUGCAGUGUUGCCAGUUGCUUUGCAGCUGGAGCAUGGGUGUGCAAUGAAAAUGACCUCGAGAGGCAGCUAGGAUGGAUGAGACUGAAUUUGAAUGGAAUAAGCAUGAUAUACUAAUUUCUUCAAAUUUCAUCAGGCGCUAAUUAUAAUCAGCCGCCUGAUCCUGCUUUUGCGGGAAGCUGUUUGCUUAAUCAAGAGCAUAUAUCCUUGUACAAUGCUGUCAAGAUGUCUCAUUACUGGUAUGUAUGUGAUAGAAUGUACAAUUAAACCUACAACAUUGCUAUAUGUAUACUCGAUAGCAGUAAGCAACGUUGCAACAGU